Molecule: messenger RNA, 4881 nt
Organism: Ylistrum balloti
Lineage: Eukaryota; Metazoa; Mollusca; Bivalvia; Pectinida; Pectinidae
Product: coiled-coil domain-containing protein 18-like
Exons: 29
Coding region: 1-4698 (1565 amino acids)
Source: RefSeq, a predicted model, not a curated record
AUGGAAGAAUGUCAACCACAGGUCUUGUUGAUGCAGAAUGUUCAAGAUCUUCGAAGAAGAUUGCGAGAGACCGAGAGACAUCUAAACAAACUCUCAAAGAUAGAAAGGACGGACGAUGACGACCUUGAGUCUGUGACUACAGUCAACAGUAUCCCAAUGUCAGAAAGACUCCACAUGUUUGAUCACCUUCAGUUUCCCAAUAAAGAAGCGAUGGACAUGGAUGAUAGGGAAAGUGUCCAAUCAGGGUUAGCCACUCUCCCAGAUUCUUCUUAUGCAGGAUUUGAAAGAAUACAGCCCCCAUCCAGCACUCCCAACAGACCACAGACAUCCAGCAGGACAGGUUACAAAGACAAACAGGGGUUGUUCAAAGAACCUCAGCCAAAACAGGACCUGUAUCGACCAGAACAAGAUGACGUACGCUACCUGAAGGAGGCAAACAGAAAAUUGCUUCAACAGAACCAUAAACUACUGGCAGAAGUAGAAAAGUGUAGCCAAGAGGUCAACAGUAGUAGAGUGAAGAUAGAAGAAUUGAGUAAUGAGUUGGAUGAGUAUCGACAAUCAAUUCCAGACUUGGAAGACAAGAUUGUAGGUCUACAAGCAGAGACAGAAGCACAAGAUAAUGCUCUCAUGAGUGCAGAGGAGAGAUAUGAGAAAUGUCAGAGACAGGCUAACAUCUACCAUCAGAAAUGUAAACAACAGGAGCAAGAAGCAGAAGAAAUAAAGGAGGAAAUAACACAAGAAAGAAAGAAGAGAAAGGGAGCUGAAAGCCAGCGUGAUGAGGCUCUGUCCAACUUUUUAGAGGCACAGGAAACUCUAGAAGACUACCAGAAAAAAAUCAAAGAGAGAAUGAAAAAGAUGGAAGAAACAGAGGAUUACCUCAGAGACAGCCUGGCUCAUGCCAACCAGGAGCGUGAAGAUCUACUGGAGAGAGUCAACCUGCUUCAGUCAAAGUCAAGGUCUCUACAGGAGGAGGUCAGGAGACUUGAAACAGUGGAAGAAGUGGAACUGGAUAGUCGACAGGAUAUAGAACAGCAAAAUAUGGACCUAAGGUCACAGCUGGCUAAGGUCACUACUCAACUCAACGAACUGGAGGUUGAGGGUAUGCAGAAUGACAGUUUGAAGAGAGAAAAUACCCGCCUUAAAAACCAGAUAGAUAGUCAACAGCAACAGCUGAAUACAUGCCAACAGGAGAUAGAAGAGAGUCGGACCAUGUUAGCCCAGUUAGAACAACUAGCACAGCAGGUUCAAAACCAGUCCCAGAAAGCCAACGCGAGUUUCAAUGACAGUGGGAUGUUCAGUGUACAGCCAUCUAGUCCCUCAAGUAAAGACAAUGCUUCUGCCUCCUUUCGAUCUAUUGACAAAAAUGGAGCAUCUGGAGGUGGGGCCCAGACUAUCUUACAGGACCUGAGGAUGAAACUUGCAAUGAAGGAUGCUGAGAUCCAACGGCUACAAGCUGACAUGCAGGCAAAGGAAGUGAGCAGCCAGACUCAAGUCAUAGAGAAUCUUCACCAGGAACUCACAGCUAUGGUGCAGAGCAAUAAACAAGGGGUGACCAAGGCACAGGAACUGGAAGCUGUUAUUGGACACAUGGAAAUGGAGAAAGCCAGGCUUACAAAACAAAUUUCUGACCUUCAGCGAGAUCUUGCAGACAAGGAUGUACAUGUUACAUCUAUGGAGUCCAGAGUUAACCAACACAAUGUCCAGCUGAUUGACUUGCAGGAAGAAAUCAACGAGAAAUGUACAGCCACUACCAACCUAGAGCGUGAGCUUCGAAAGAAAACAUCACAAAUAGCUAGUUUAGAAGAACAGCUGGAUGAAAAGACCUCUGAUUUGUCAGGAACGUUGGCUAAACUUCGAGAAUUGGAGGAGGAUUGUCGGGAAUAUCAGGAAGAAGCAAGUAAAAUGAGGACUGAACUUCAUGGCAAAAAAGAGUCGCUUCAUCAGACUACAAGUCUGGCUGAGCAGAACCAACAGAUCCAUCGUGAACAGUGUCGUGACUAUGAAAAACAGAUUGACAUACUUACCCAAAAGUUGGAGAAGAAGACAGAUCGCCUGGAGGAGCUAGAGUCACAGUUAGGGUUGCUGAGGAGGGAGACGAAGGAGAAAACACAACAUAUACAGCAGGUAGAGGAACUUCUUCGACAGAACCGACAGGAACUUGAUGCAAAAACAAGACAGAGCCAGCGAACCUUGCAGCAGCUAGAGUUACAGGCAAAUGAGGGGACAAGUCAGAUUAGAGAUCUCGAGUCUGCUCUCAUCAUGUGUAAAGAGGAAGUGAAAACAUACAUUGAGGCCUUGGAGGAUUCAAAGGAACGCUUUGACAAAGAACUCCAGUACAAGGAUGAAAAGAUAGUAGAUUUAGAUCAGCGGGUCAGACAGAUGAGCAAAGAAUUGGAAGAGAAGCGUACACAGAACACAGAUCUGGAGAAGACUUUAUUUGAGCAUCAGACAAUGUUACAACAGAGUACAACAAGAAUGUCUGACCUGGAGGACACACAGAUAGAACUCAACAGACAGAUUUCCCAGUUAGAACACCAGAUGUUAGAAGACAAAGCCCGUUACAUGACAGAAACACAGUCGCUGGAGAAAAAACUUAGCCAGACUUGCCAGAAAAUUGAUGAACAAACAGGGGAGAUAACUCGGCUACAACAGACAAUUCAAGAUUACAAGGAGGAGAAAUUGCACCUGAACUCUGACAUACGCACCUUGGAGAACCAGAUUCAGGAUGAACAAACUAAUAGUGAAUGUAAAACAAAACGAGUGUCUAAACUUGAGAAAGACAUCCGGGAUCUCAGAGUAGAGUUGGAGAAGAAAAUAGAAAUAGUAAAUGAUUUUGAGGACCAGCUACAACAGAGAGAGGAGGACAUGCAGCAACAGAUGCAGUUGGUGGGAGAACUUGAUGAUGAAAUUAAGCGACUACAGGUGUCCUCGGAGCAGGAUCAGAUCCGUGCCUCUGAUGUGGAGGGACAACUUCAAAAAACUUUGUAUGAACUCAAAGCCAAACAGGAAAUGAUUGAAGACAUGAAGGAAGCUCAUAGGAAAACACAGGAAGAACUCAACGACCGUAAACGGGAAGUAGGAGAAUUAAGCCACGCCCUUCAAGACCGUCAAAGUGAGCUGCAACACCGCAUACAGCAGGUAACUCAACUAAACCAGAACAUUAAAGAGCUACACAGUGAGAUGGAACAGAGGAUACAAAGGCUGGACAGUCAGCUGAUCAAGUAUGAGAGUGAGAUCAAGGAACGCACUAAACAGAUUUCCGACCUUGAUGACAGGUUACAGUUGACACAGGCUAACUUGAAAGAGAAGUCACUACAGUUCCAACAGGCCGACCAGCUGUCUCAGAGACAACACAUGGAGCUUCAGUCCAAAACCACCACACUGGAGGAGCUUCAGAAGACAGUGGAGCGACAGAGGCUUAGAUUGGAGGAACAGAAAGAGGAGAAUGUAGAAAUUACACAAGAGCUCAGGCUUACUAGGGAACAACUUCAGCAGCAGCAUGCAGAGUUCUUGUCAACGCGAAGACAAUUGUCACAAAUGACACGAGAAAAUGAACGCUUAACACGAGAACUAGAAGAAACACUUGCUCAACAUCAGAGCAAGGAAAGCAAUAAUGCACGACUGGCAGAGGAGCUUGGAGCAAGUAAGGCACGCGAAGCCAAGGCUGAGGCAAGGGUAACAUCAGAGGUCAUUAAUCUGAGGGAGGAGCUGGCCCAGACUACAGAAAAAUAUGAAGACCAGAUACACGAGAUGAAAGAAAGGAUGAAAGAGGUCUCCUCAGACAAAAAGAAGUUACUUACAGAACUUGAGGAGAAGUCAACACAGCUUCAUGAUCUUGAGGCCCACUACCAGGAGCAGUUUGAGAAACUCCAGGAAGACCUCAUUGUGAUUAACCAGGAGAUGGCUGCUAAGAAAAAAAUUGUUAGUGCUGCUAAUGAGUCCCUUAUCAUCAAGGAUGCUGAAAUUGCUCGAUUACAAGCCAGAAUCUCAGGAAUGGAAAGGUCGUUGGCUGCAGCAAGGUCAAUAGAGAGUUUCCAAGGUGAUAGGGCUAGCUCUGUUUAUCAGAGUUCUGUGCUCAUGUCCAGUUUUUCAGGGAAACAAGAUUCUGAAUCAGAUGAUCCAAAUCAGGCGAGUGUGUUUCCUCAUUCCUCUGAUCAAACAAAACAAAAGUUCCCUGGAAAUUCAAAGGAAGUGAUGCCUGACCCUGAGGAUCCCUCAAGGUCAAAUCAUGUUGAGAAAGUGACUACUUUAUCCAGUAAUAAGAAUGAACACAUUAAAAAUGAUGUUACAGCUCAUAGCAAUGGCCAUGGACCAGUUAGAAAUUUAAACUUUAAUGAUCCUAAUGGUGUGCAACAACACAACCAAAGCCAGAGAGCAAACAACAUAAACCAGCCAUUCCCUCAAGGUCAUCUGGCUGUAAAUAGGCAGGCACCAACAAACAGGAAAGGGAGACAAUCUGAUCAAUUUCCUGGAGAGUUUGAGCAUGAGCCCACUACAGCCAUGAUGAUGUAUGGUCAGAGUCCUGGAGAUCACCAGAUUAUUACAGACAAAAAUUUUGGUGACCAAUUCUUUAAUGAACACUCUAAAGGUCAACUUGAACCAGAACAAUGCAUGCAAGAACUCCAGGAGAGACUGCGAGCCAAUGAAAUUCGUCAAAAAUUGAUUGACAAACAGCUACAAAGUCUGGAUGAUGAUUAGAGACAGGAAGGAGGAUGCAGCAGAUGUAUGAAUGAUUGAAAGGAUGAAUGAAAACAAGGAUGAAAGACAUCUUUUUAAGAGUGCACAUUAAAUAUAAUAAUUAUACAUGUACUAGUGGAUGACUGUACUGUGUGUUUUGGUGGAGGUUCCAAAAUACACUUAAUGAAAUUAAAAUUGUUUUAC